Messenger RNA from Equus quagga, 1409 nucleotides. Its product is annotated as formin-like protein 5. NCBI's taxonomy places the organism in Eukaryota, Metazoa, Chordata, Mammalia, Perissodactyla, Equidae. The transcript has 5 exons. The coding region runs from base 1 to 1119 and encodes 372 amino acids. The record is from RefSeq and is a predicted model, not a curated record.
AUGGAGUUUCCCGAUAUGUUACCUCUACGGGAAACCGGUCCGUUCAGGCGCUGCACUGGAGCCCCGGAGGAGGCACCCCGCGGGCCUGCCAGUUUGCAGAGACCUGGAAAACUCCCCGACCUCUAUUUCUUUGGCAAAACGACACCUUUCCUCCGCAGCCAUUGCCAAGGGGGACGAUCUGUACUCCAGGCUGGUCGUGAGCGCCAGACCACCUGCCCAAGGCGCCGACAGCCGGACUCCCAAGGGCUCGGGGGGUCCCGAGGGUGCCCCCCUCGAAUCAGCGCCCCGGCAUCGCCCGGAGCCGGCCGCGCGCUGCCCCGCCCGGCGGCGCGGGCUCGGGGCAGGACCUCCGCGGUCCCCGCGCUCCGGCCACGCCCCCGCCCGGCCCGCCGCGCCGGGAAGGCCCGGUACCGAGCGCGGCCCCCGGACCCGGAGCCGGCGAGACGCCGCCCGCGCCUGGGACUGCGCGCGAGGGGCGACCCCGCACCGGCCAGUCUCGUCCCCCAGGAAGCCAAGUCCUCCUACCUCCCCGGGGACCGAAAACUGCCGGUGCCGCCGCCCCCGUCGCCGCCGCCGCUCGCUCAUGGAGAGCCCGUGCCGCCGCCGCCGCCGCCGCCGCAUCUACGAGCACCGCCGGCGCUCUCGGCCUCCCCCGGCGGGAGUGCUGGGCUCCGGCACGGCCUCCAUCGCGCCCGCCGCGGCGGGACCCACCGCCGCGCCAGCGCCCAGGCCCGAUCCGAGCGGACCCGCGGAGCCAGGACCGCGGGGCGCGUAGCUGCUUAUUACGGAGGAAGAUUCCGCCUGACCUCCGCCCCCCUCCCCCCGGCCCCAGUCCCCGGCGGCCCGGCGGCGCUGCUGCGCAGGCGCGAAGCCGCCCCUGCCAAACGUGCGUGUGUCGGGUGUGUUUACAGCGUCCAGAUUCGCCCAAUGGAAACCGGGAUCAGAUCACUGGUACCAGAGGAAGCAAGCUGCCAUGUAGUGAGCAGACCUAUGGAGAGAUCCAUGUGGUGUUGCAAGGAACCAAGUCCCAUAAGUGGUUUACCCCCGGAGGAUCUGCAGCCUGCCAACAACCACAUUUUCCUCCAGUAUGUGAUCAUGUUGAGUCUUGAUGAAAUUUAAUUCCAAUGCACAGUGAAUACCAGCAGAAGCUCUUUGAGAAUGACUCUGAUGAUGAUGACAUCAUUAAGAAAGCCGGCGUUAAGUGGAAACAGAAGAACUGGAAUAGAUUUGCCCGAUUCAGAAUUAGAAAACCUGGGUUCCAGUGCUAGCUGUGGUGGUCAGUGGUUAUGGAACCUCUGGACAACCUUGGCUGUGCCAGUUACCAGCUGUGUGAUGGAGGCAAGUCCCAGGAUCCUGAGCAGGUGCUUUCUCAUCUGGAACACGAAGAGAAUUACUAAUUCUCCUCACUG